AGGUGCGUCAACCUGGUGACGGAAGCUGCCUCUUCCACAGCCUCACCUUCGGGCUGUACGGCAGAGGGACGGAUCGUCGCGCCGCGGAAGCAUUGCGAAGGGAGCUGGCGGAGUACAUCAUGCGGAAUCCUAAGAAGGAGAUCUCAGGCGACACCCUGGAGGAGUGGAUCCGGUGGGACGCCAACGCCUCCGUCCAAGCCUACGCCAGACGCAUGGCUGUGAGCGGCUGGGGUGGCGGCAUCGAGAUGGCGGCGUGCUCGCUGAUGAAGAGAGUGAACGUGCACGUCUACGAGAGGCGCGGCCGGAAGUAUGAGCGAAUCUCCUGCUUCGACAACCCCGCUCCCCAGAAGACCAUCCACGUCCUGUAUCAGGGAGGAGUGCACUACGACGCCCUCGUUCCGGCCUGCUGACCCAUGGGGGGCGUCGGCGCGCGCGAGGGCCGCGGUCGUCCGAGGCCGGCUUGUUGUCCCUUCUCACUGGAGGCCGUCCUCCCCCUGCGCACGUUUCGAGGAAUCGCCAGGAUCUCAGGGGCGUUGUGCUCUCAUCACGAAAUGUGGCCGUUCGGGGCCCCCGGGCUGCACAAAUUCGACCGCGCGAAUCCCGCCGCCGGCGUCGGCCUGGCGGCGGCGGGGAUGGACUCGGCGCGUCACGCGGUGGCCAACGUACUGCACCCAGGCUUAUCUCUUUGGCGCGCAGUCGGCAUUUCCUUCAGAAAA
Messenger RNA from Prorocentrum cordatum, 716 nucleotides. The record is from the annotation of a GenBank genome assembly. NCBI's taxonomy places the organism in Eukaryota, Dinophyceae, Prorocentrales, Prorocentraceae.